AUGGAAUUCCUUGUGCAUAAUAUUUCACAUUCAGAUCUCGUAGUUGAGCUCUCAUGGCUUCGCGACAACAAUAGCGCGACUGUCCAGUCUGUUCAUGAGCCCGUUAAUGCGUCUGUGCCGCUGUCUGUGCUCGGUCGCCCCAAAUUUAGUCUCUUCCAACAAACAAGUCAACACAUUCUCGAACGCGUGCAACAGCUUCGUCAUACGAAAGUAAAACAGUCGACACUAGCAGCUGUAGAAUUAAGUGUCCUGGAUGAACAGACGCCAGCGAUAUCACACUCAACAUUGCUAGACAGCUGGAAAGCGCGUUGUCAAGACACUCAGUCGCCGAUUGGCUUUAAUUUAGCCGAUGAUCCGAUUCCCAUCAGUACUAAAGAAUUGUUACAAGAUUUUCAAUUGCGAGGAGAGAUUGAGACGACGAAACUUGUUGAAAAACAUUGGAAUCACGUUGGUAUUACAGCCGUUUACUUUCCAUUAGUUGCGCUCCUAUUACCGAAAUGGACACAAGUGUUGAAAGAGUUUCAAUCUGAAAGCAGUCGUCAAUUAGUGUAUCUCAUUAGUGGAGCAGGAAUUCCACGUAAUGUGGAACAUUCGCAUAGUAGUAAUUCGACGGAGAUUACGGCUCAAUUGAUUGUGCUCUUUGUCCAUGAAUAUUAUCCACAGAUGACUGCGAUUCAAGUGCAUUCCGGCUCCAAUAUCUUUCGAUUUGAUGACAAUGUACAAUUUAUGACUAGAGAGUUAAGACCAUUGCUUGAAGCUCAUCGAGAGACGCUAGUUGAUCGUUGUGGAGAAGCAUGGAGAUCGCAUUUUCACGUUACUAUUGCGUAUGCUGAUGGACCACCAGCGCGAUUAAGUGCAUUAAAUGCUUCUCUACGCAUGUACAGACCAUCGUACCUACAUAUUUGGCAACUAAAAACAUUUUGGCAUGAACGCAAGUUAUCGAUGGUUGAUGUUGAUUUUCACUCCUUUGAAAACAUUGAAGCCUCUCCGUUAGUAGUACCAAGUGAAGCUGAUGCUAUGACACAAAUGAUUGUCAAUGAAAUGCAGCAAUUUCGCGACCAGUUUCUCGAAGCUGAAGGACAAGGUGAAGUCGCUGGGUUUUGGUUGCGUAAGUCGCGCAAGCCAGUGCUUGCAGUGCUUUUGAUUGAAAAACCAGCAAUUGAUGGUGGUCGUCCAACAAUUGUCAUGCAGCGAGGUAUGAAUUGUGAAGUAUCAAUGCCUACAGGUUCUUUAUGUGCUGAACGCAAUGCCAUUGGCAGUGCACUUGCCAGUGAUCCAACACUCACUCGACGUGCUUUGAAAAUGAUUGCUGUCUUGGGUUUAAAUCUUACAGCAGGUGGGAAUACAAGUCCAACGACAAGUGAUGACCGAGUUCAGGACACUCAUACAAUUGCCGAGACGAUUGAAACAACAGACUCGGCUACAACAAAUCGAACUGUCGAUACUACCAAAGCGCAGAUAUCGGCCGUUCAAACCUGCCGUUCACAUUCCGAGCAGAGCUCAUUCUCGUCAGUUCUGACAGUAAAUUCUACAUUUUUAUCAAUUCAAAACGCACGGCAACAUGACGAUGUGGCUAUUGAAAAAGAACGAGGUCAAACUCGUCGAAAGCGUCAAUUAAGGAUCACAAAUGCCAAUUUAAGGUCGCCAAGAAAGCCAAAGCGGCCACGUACGUUUUCAUUUGACGAUAUGGCAGUGAUUGAAAUGAUGCGAGCAAGUGAACCACUAGAUCGGAAUCCACUAGCACCAUGUGGAGCAUGCAAAGAGUGGCUUGUUAAGAUUGCUGAAGCCAAUCCAUCAUUUCGUGUCAUCACAUUUGAAAAUGCUCGUUGUCGAAAUGUUUACAUUAAUCAGCUCAUGUAA
Molecule: messenger RNA, 1860 nt
Organism: Plasmopara halstedii
Lineage: Eukaryota; Oomycota; Peronosporomycetes; Peronosporales; Peronosporaceae
Exons: 1
Coding region: 1-1860 (619 amino acids)
Source: RefSeq, a predicted model, not a curated record